AAAACCCUGCUUAUGAGCUUCUCUAAAGGCUAACACAAAGCGUUCCUCUUUCUGUCUGACAGGUUCAGGAUCAUCAGAACACUCUCCUCCCCCAGGCCCCUCGACGUCCCCUCUGCUCCCCUCUCUCACCUCCACCACGACCAGGAGCUCCUCUGCCAACACCCCCCGACCCCAGCACCACCACCAUGCCCAAGAACAGCAAGGUCACCCUCGCGCCCAGCAAGGAGGCCGUCACGGAGUCCGUGGCGGACCUGCUGGCGCUGGAGCAGCCCAUGGACUACAAGAGCAGUCAGAUGAGCAUGGGCCUGAGCCCCGGGGCCACGGCGCCGGGGAAGGGCCUGCUGCCCUCCCCCGACGCAGACGGGGAGGACGGGCGGCCGUCCUGGAACAACAAGCUGGAGUACAUCCUGGCCCAGGUGGGCUUCUCCGUGGGCCUGGGGAAUGUGUGGAGGUUCCCCUACCUGUGUCAGAAGAACGGCGGAGGUGCGUACCUGGUGCCCUACUUCAUCCUCCUCAUCCUCAUCGGCAUCCCGCUCUUCUUCCUGGAGCUGGCGGUGGGCCAGAGGAUCCGGCGGGGCAGCAUCGGCGUGUGGAACUACGUCUACCCCCAGCUGGGGGGCAUCGGGGUGUCCAGCCUCAUGGUCUGCGGCUUCGUGGGCCUCUACUACAACGUCAUCAUCGGUUGGAGCAUCUUCUACUUCUUCCAGUCCUUCCAGUUCCCUCUGCCCUGGGCCGAGUGCCCUAUGCGCAGGAAUGGGAGCCAGGCCAUCAUGGAGCCGGAGUGUGAGAAGAGCUCGGCCACCACAUACUUCUGGUACCGGCAGACCCUCAACAUCACCAGCAGCAUCGACGACACGGGCGGCCUGAACUGGAGGAUGACCCUGUCCCUGCUGGGCGCCUGGAUCAUCGUCUGCAUGGCCGUCGUUAAGGGCAUCCAGUCCUCGGGGAAGGUGAUGUACUUCAGCUCCCUGUUCCCCUACGUGGUGCUCUUGUGUUUCUUGGUACGCGGGUUGCUGCUGAAGGGUGCGACGGACGGCAUCGCCCACAUGUUCACCCCUAAGCUGGAGAAGAUGCUGGAGCCCCAGGUCUGGCGAGAGGCGGCCACGCAGGUGUUCUUCGCCCUGGGCCUGGGCUUUGGCGGCGUCAUCGCCUUCUCCAGCUACAACAAGCGGGACAACAACUGCCACUUUGACGCGGCGCUGGUGUCCAUCAUCAACUUCGUCACGUCCAUCUUGGCCACGCUGGUGGUGUUUGCCGUCCUGGGCUUCAAGGCCAACGUGAUGAACGAGAAGUGUGUCGUGGAGAACGCGGAGAAGAUCCUGGGCUACCUGAACACGGGGGUGCUGAGCCGAGAGCUCAUCCCCCCACACAUCAACUUCUCCCACCUGACCAGCGAGGACUACAGCGAGAUGUACGGCGUCAUCAAGACAGUCACGGAGGAGGACUUCCCUCAGCUCGGUCUGGACGCCUGCCUGCUGGCCGACGAGCUCAACAAGGCGGUGCAGGGCACAGGGCUGGCCUUCAUCGCCUUCACCGAGGCCAUGACCCACUUCCCUGCUAGCCCCUUCUGGUCGGUCAUGUUCUUCUUCAUGCUCAUCAACCUUGGCCUGGGCAGCAUGAUCGGCACCAUGACGGGCAUCACCACUCCCAUACUGGACGCCUUCAAGAUACGCAAGGAGAUCCUGUGUGUGGUGUGCUGCAUCAUCGCCUUCUUCCUGGGCCUGCUGUUUGUCCAGCGCUCCGGGAACUACUUUGUGGCCAUGUUUGACGACUACUCGGCUGGCCUGCCGCUCACCAUUGUGGUGUUCCUGGAGAACAUCUCCGUGGCCUGGAUCUACGGCACCGAGAGGUUCAUGCAGGACCUGCAGGACAUGCUGGGCUUCAGACCCUACUCCUUCUACUUCUACAUGUGGAAGUAUGUGUCCCCUGCCAUCCUGGUGGUGCUCAUCGUGGCCACCGUCAUCGAGAUGGCCGUCAGCCCCGCGGGCUACAACGCCUGGAUCGAAGCCGAGGGCUCGGAGCGCUUCAUGAACUACCCGCCCUGGGCGCUGGGCAUGGCCUACGCCCUCAUCCUCGCGGCCCUGCUGCCGCUGCCCAUCGUCUUCAUCGCCCGCCGCUUCAACCUGCUGUCGGACGGCUCCAACAAGCUGUCGGUGUCGUACCGCAAGGGCAUGAUGAAGGACAUCUCCAACCUGGAGGAGCAGGACGAGCAGCGCUUCAUCCUGGGCAAGGGCCCCAACGAGGCCCCCUCCCCGAGCCCGGCCCACCGCCCCUACCUGGGGCCCGGCGGCGCCCAGGAGAUGACCAACACCAGCUACGGCACCAGCACCAAGACAGGCUACCAGAACAUCGGCUCCCCGGAGUCACAGUUAUGAUGGGCUCAGUCUGUAUCA
Gadus chalcogrammus (walleye pollock) is the source of this 2393-nucleotide messenger RNA. It is a transcript of the gene slc6a17, whose product is annotated as solute carrier family 6 member 17. The transcript is spliced from 11 exons. Bases 186 to 2375 code for a protein of 729 amino acids. Gene Ontology annotation, biological process: proline transport; L-leucine transport; glycine transport. The record is from RefSeq and is a predicted model, not a curated record. Gene Ontology annotation, cellular component: plasma membrane; synaptic vesicle. Lineage: Eukaryota; Metazoa; Chordata; Actinopteri; Gadiformes; Gadidae.